Drosophila mauritiana is the source of this 1347-nucleotide messenger RNA. It is a transcript of the gene Prosbeta2R2, whose product is annotated as proteasome subunit beta type-2. The transcript is spliced from 3 exons. The record is from RefSeq and is a predicted model, not a curated record. NCBI's taxonomy places the organism in Eukaryota, Metazoa, Arthropoda, Insecta, Diptera, Drosophilidae. Gene Ontology annotation, molecular function: threonine-type endopeptidase activity. Bases 52 to 1020 code for a protein of 322 amino acids. Gene Ontology annotation, cellular component: proteasome core complex.
CGGGCACGAGAACAAACAGAAUUCAGCUAUAUUUUAUAAAAUCCACACAUCAUGUUCAACGGUUUACCAACCUUGAUGAAAUACCCAGACCGAUCGCCCUUUCUGUGCGGUCCCAGCGGAUUUACUUUCGACAAUUGUCUGCGCAACAAACAACUAAAAGAGAAUGGCCUUGUGGAGCCGAAAAGCUUUGCCACUGGCACCACUGUGGUGGGUAUCGUGUUCGACGGCGGAGUGAUCAUAGGCGCCGACUCCAAGGCGGCCAUCGGUGGCAUGAUUUUAUCGAAGACAAUCCGAAAAAUUGUCGAGCUGCAGUCCAACAUUUUUGCUGCGGGAGCUGGAACCGCCCGGGAUACGAAUGCCCUGGUGGAACUGACGCGGGCGCAACUGGAGCUGCACCGGAUGAACACUGGGUUCCGCAAAGUGCCGGUGUGCUGUGCCAACCAGAUGAUACGGCAGCUGCUGUUCCGCUACAACAGGAACAUAGAUGCCGACAUGAUCAUAGGCGGCGCGGAUAGCAGCGGAGCGCAUCUCUUCUGCACCCGCAGCGAUGGCUCCACGGAUACGGCGCCCUUUGCGUCCCUCGGCUCCGGCUACCUGGUAUCCAUGUCCAUCCUGGAGUCACGGUGGUCGGAGGACCUCUCCGAGGAGUCCGCCUGCGCUCUGGCGUGCGACGCCGUGGCCGCGGGCAUGAAGAACGACCUGUCCUCCGGCGGCCAGGUCAGCCUAUGCGUCGUGCGCUGCGACUUCUCGGUGCAAUGGCUCGAUCAACUCCCCCGCCAGGUCACACCAGCUCACACCUACCGCCUGGCACCCAAGGCCGGCUGCACCACCAUUCUGUCCACCAUGGUGCAUCCGGUGCUUCCGUGGCGGGGCGCCUCAGCUCUGUGCGAGCCAGGAGGCAGCCAGGAGCCAGGGCCAGGGCCAGGCACUAGUGGUGCCUCCAGAGGGCAGGAGGUACGGCGCAGGUCAAACAGUCUGGACGAGCCGGAGGCCAAAAGGAAGAAGCGCGGAGGGAGAUAGGACCCGGCUUGGGUGAUCCUCAAUAUCCUUACCACAUUUAAUUUUGUUGAUUGGUCGUAAGAGCUUGUUGCGUUAUGUUGUGCCAAUUAUACAUGUUUGGUUUCGAGCACGACAUUCCACCAGGAGGAAGAGAGCUCUGUUAUCCGGAUUUUUGAAAGGAUAUUUGUACGUAGAUGGAUUACUCGGAAAAUACGUUGCCGGCUAAAAUGGCUUAAUGUUCAACAAUUUAUUUGUGAAGUCCCCAGUUGGAUUCCUUAUAAUUAAACCUUUUAAACCUGUUAGUAUUGAAUUAUAAGUAAAAAUUUUGCGUUAUGAAUUAAAGUUUCC